AGAAGAACUGCGCUUAGAAGGCCUCGAGCUGUAAUUUUUAAACGCUCCAUGUUUCUCCAGGGUUACAAACUCCUUCGUUAACCCUAAUUUUUUUUGUUUAUUUUCCCAGCCUUUGUGCUCGUCGUUCGCUUUAUAUUCCAGCUAGGAGUCCCCCCUUUCUUAGUCUUCUUCUGUCUUUAUACGUAGGGAUUGCAGGCAAUUCUCCUCACCUAAUUAAUUUAAAGAAUUUGCAAUAUUGUUCUCGAUUCUUGUUCAUAUCAACCCCCGUGCGUUCUUCAGAUUGUACUUGAUAUGGAUACCGGCUCCACCAGUUCCGUCUCCUACCAUGUGUCGUGCGCCUCAGAUGCAGACGAGUCGAAAUACCUUAAAAGGGUUCAAUACCUUCGUUGGGUCCGACUUGCUCUCGGGAUCAUCAUCUUUGGCGUCGCUGUCUCUAUCAUAGGAUGUGAAGCAGUCCCCUUCCAGCAUUAUCGAGCGACAUCAGCAUACGGCAAGGUCGGGUUAUAUCUCUGGCCCUUGAACUUCGACAUCCGUCCGACAGUCGCAUCGCUGUCCUGUGGUUGCAUAAUUGCAUUUCUGAAUUUGACAUACACUGCUAUCGCCCUUCUCCCUUCUCCUCACGCACAUAUCAGACGCCAAAACCUCGUUUCCACAGCCAUCGCCGUCUCCGGAUUCCUCACUGCAUUAGUGGGACUCAUAUUCGCCAUCCAUCUCCCGAACUCAAACCCUCCAAACGGGUUCUCGAAAGUAGAAACCCUCCACUCAUGGACCUGCAAAUGGAAAACGGUGCACGGCCCACUGUCAUCGAAGGUAGAUGACACCGUCACUCCGCCGCCUGCUCAUUUUGCGCGUGACUGUGCUCUCACUCGGGCGUCUUUUAUUCUGACAGGGCUGGCUGUCGGGUUGGCGAUUCUGAUGGGGGUUGCGGCUGGUGUUGGGGUUUGGUUUGAGAGAAGUGUGUCUCGGCAACGAGAACAGGAUACUUCUCCGCUGAAGAAGGUGACUAUUAUGGCCAAGUAUCCGAGUAUUUGAUGCUUUUGGGUUGGGAUUAGGGGUUGGGAUGGGUUUGAGGCCUAUGUGGGAGUUGGCACAUAUUGCUGGAUUCAUUGUUG
Aspergillus caelatus is the source of this 1112-nucleotide messenger RNA. RefSeq lists its product as uncharacterized. The record is from RefSeq and is a predicted model, not a curated record. The coding region runs from base 292 to 1032 and encodes 246 amino acids. Lineage: Eukaryota; Fungi; Ascomycota; Eurotiomycetes; Eurotiales; Aspergillaceae. The transcript has 2 exons.